AUGUACCUCAGCCAUCUCAACCAUCAACACCUCAGCGAGUCCUUUCCUCGUGAAGUACCUGACAGCUCCGCUGAAAUAAGUGAUUUGGCGAAGAAACUUGGUGCUCGACUUUUUCAAGACACUUCAAUUCUUGAGCAGCUUCAAAGCGUCAAGCGUGAAAAAUCUUUUGUUGAGCAGCUUCGAGAGAUUGUCGCAUCCUCUUCUAACAGAGAGCCGCCUACGAAACCACUCCAGUUCAUUCCGUCUACACCAAUAGCUUCCCAAGCCAAGCCACCAGUGCAUCCAAGCAUAGAGUGCAAGGAAAUCGAUGUGCAAACGUCGUGGGUCGGCGAACCAAGAAAAGAAAUGCGUGACAAUGCCACCGAUCUGCCCUCUUUGGACUAUCUCUCCAUGUCAGAAUUGGGUGGAUUACGGCAACUUCCGGAAACUUUCGUCGCUCAGGAGGAAGUGUCAUCAUCAGCAUUCAGUUCUGAUCAGAGCGCCGGACAAGUCCCUCCGAAUCUAAUCAGGCAAGUAAGCAGAUUUUCUAUUUCCAUCUUUGGAAAGAACAGAGUAUUUUCAUUUUUUGUGCUUCUGAAAUAUCUAUUUUUAUCUAUUUUUUACUGCUUACUUGUCUUCAAGUGCUAUGAUUUUGCUGGCACUUGUCUUCAGGCUCUGCUAUACUUUUUUCUGCUUAUCUAAUU
Cylicostephanus goldi is the source of this 683-nucleotide messenger RNA. The record is from the annotation of a GenBank genome assembly. Lineage: Eukaryota; Metazoa; Nematoda; Chromadorea; Rhabditida; Strongylidae.